Messenger RNA from Peniophora sp. CBMAI 1063, 2091 nucleotides. Lineage: Eukaryota; Fungi; Basidiomycota; Agaricomycetes; Russulales; Peniophoraceae. The record is from the annotation of a GenBank genome assembly.
AUGACUAGCGCGAACCUUGCCGCUGAGCGAUUCCUCGCUGAUCGCAACGUCCCGCUGGCUAGCUUGGAGGUCAGCAAGGCUUUCGAUCAGCUCAGUGCAAAGGAGAAGGCCUACGCGCAUUAUGUCGGGCAGGCGGCUUGGUAUGGCGCGCGUAUCAUCUUGGCCCAGCAGGCGCCACACAUGGAGAAGCUAUACGACUUGAUCAUCGCACUCUUCACUACCCCGGAUGGAAAGACGGCCGAUCUCGAGUCCCUCAAGUCGUCUUCGGGAGUCUCUGCGGAGGACUGGGAGGACGUCCUGCAGUACACGACGCAGGUACUGAGCAACCUCUCCAACUACAAAAGCUUCGGCUUCACCAAGUUCGUUCCCCGUGCUCCGCGUUCUGCUUUCGAGAGCGUAGUCAAGAGCUCGCCCAACGCUGCGAAGGCCACACCGCUCUGGAACGAGCUUGCAGAGGAGAUCUACGCCACUGGCCCUGAGCCGAGCUUGUUCAUCGGCAAACGCUCCCUUGGCCACGUCUCGAACUACUACCUCGGGAAGCCUCCCACAGACGACGAUGUGGCUGCCAUUCAGAAGGCAGCGGAGAAGGAGGGCGUGGAUGUACUCAACACUCGCGUGCAGAAGGACUCGGACAAGGAGUUCACGUUGCUUGUCGCAUCCGCGGAACCUCAGCCGUCCAAGACCGUUGAACUCGACCUGUUUACAAACACUCCGGGAAAGCUCACCAUCAAGUACGGAGACUAUGCACCAUCACUCAAACGCGUCGCAGCUGCACUCACCGAGGCCAAGAAGUACGUCGCCAACGAUCACCAGGCAGCUAUGCUCGACGGCUACAUCGAGUCCUUCAAGACGGGCUCUAUCGAGGCUCACAAGCAAGGCUCAACGGAGUGGGUGAAGGACGUCGGUCCUGUCGUUGAGAGCUACAUCGGUUUCAUCGAGAGCUACACGGACCCGUACGGUGGCCGCGCCGAAUGGGAAGGUUUCACCGCCGUUGUCAACAAGGACCUCAGUGCGAAGUACGACACGCUCGUCGCAAACGCUCCAGAGCUCGUCAAGGGUUUGCCCUGGGGCAAGGACUUUGAGGUGGACGUCUUCAAGAAGCCCGACUUUACCGCGCUUGAGGUCCUCACCUUCGCCACUGGAGGCAUUCCUGCCGGUAUCAAUAUCCCCAACUACUACGACAUUCGAGAGACAGUUGGCUUCAAGAACGUCUCCCUGGCCAACAUCCUCGCAGCAAAGACGCCCGAUCAAGAAGUUCCCUUCAUCGCGCCCGACGACCUCGACCUCUACAAUGCUUGGGACAACAAGGCGUUCGAGGUUCAAGUGGCCAACCACGAGCUUCUUGGCCACGGUUCUGGCAAGCUCUUCAAAGAGGAGGCGGACGGCACGAAGAACUUCGAUCCCAACACCAUCAACCCGCUCACCGGCAAGCCCGUCGAGAACUGGUACAAGCCUGGUCAGUCGUCAGGAUCCGUUCUUGGUGAGGUGUCAUCAUCGAUGGAAGAGUGCCGCGCGGAAACUGUGGCUCUUUACCUCGUCGGUAACACAGAUAUCUUGAAGGUCUUCGGUUACACCGACCAAAAGGACAUCGAGGACAUCCAGUACAUCACCUUCCUCUUGAUGGCCCGCGCUGGUCUGCGCGCUCUUGAGUUCUACGACCCCAAGACCAAGAAGCACGGCCAGGCCCACAUGCAAGCGCGCCUCGGCAUCACACAGCACCUCAUCAAGGGUGGCAUCGCGAAGCUCGAGGAGGUCCGCGAUGCAAGCGGCAAGCUUGAAAACGUCUACGUUCGGGUCGACCGCGACGCCGUGCUGAAGCGUGGUAAGGAGGUCACCGGGACUCUACUUGUCGACUUGCAAGUGCGCAAGAGCACAGCCGACGGCCCCGGAGCGCGCGCUUUCUAUGCUGAGCUCACAACACCCCUGCCUGGCUGGGAUGGCGAGAUCCGCGACAUUGUGCUGGCGAAGAAACAGCCGCGCCGCCAAUUCGUACAGCCAAACACCAUUCUCGAGGGUGAUAAGGUCGUGCUCAAGGAGUACCCGCUUACGACGGCAGGCGUCAUUCAGAGCUUCGUCGAGCGUGGGGUUUAG